Molecule: messenger RNA, 711 nt
Organism: Danaus plexippus (monarch butterfly)
Lineage: Eukaryota; Metazoa; Arthropoda; Insecta; Lepidoptera; Nymphalidae
Gene: hoip
Product: NHP2-like protein 1
Exons: 2
Coding region: 268-660 (130 amino acids)
Biological process (GO): mRNA splicing, via spliceosome; maturation of SSU-rRNA; ribosome biogenesis
Cellular component (GO): precatalytic spliceosome; U4/U6 x U5 tri-snRNP complex; box C/D methylation guide snoRNP complex
Molecular function (GO): RNA binding
Source: RefSeq, a predicted model, not a curated record
AAAUACAUUAUUUUCAACAACUGUUGUCAAUUGUCAAAUCGUUGUCGUUUAUAGCGUCUUGUUGUGGCCGUAUUAAGAUACACGUGUUUUUUAAAAUUAAAAUUGAUUUCCAUUUUUAUUAUUGCAAUUUAAAAAAAUCUUGACAAAAGACAUUUUGUCUCUUUUAGAUUACUGCCUAUUAACAUACUCUUAAUUUAACUUCCUCAGUGACGCGAGAAAUCGCAGAGAGGUUCAGUAGUUAUUCAAAAGUGUUAAAAGAAGUAUAAAAUGGCUGAAUCCGAAGCGUCUGUUAAUCCCAAAGCCUAUCCUUUAGCUGACACGGCUCUAACAGCUAAAAUUUUAAACCUCGUGCAGCAAGCGGCUAACUACAAACAGUUGCGCAAAGGUGCCAAUGAAGCCACCAAGACCUUGAACAGAGGACUGUCCGAGUUCGUCAUUAUGGCGGCGGACGCCGAACCACUGGAAAUCGUUUUGCACAUUCCAAUUCUUUGCGAAGAUAAGAAUGUGCCUUAUGUGUUUGUCAGAUCCAAACAAGCUUUGGGUCGAGCCUGUGGAGUGUCCCGGCCGAUAGUGGCGUGUUCCAUCACUAUCAAUGAGGGAUCACAACUGAAGCCGCAGAUCCAAAGUAUUCAGCAAGAGAUAGAGAGACUCUUAGUGUGAGUGUUGUGACGGGUGCAAAGAAGUUAUAUUUUAAUACAAAAGAUAUAAAAA